CGGCCGAAUCAAAAUUUACUGUGCCCGAGGCUACAUACGGGCUCACUGGUGCUUGCUUGUUGCUCACUGUAUACCAGCCGGCGCACCGCGAAAGACGCGGUCGAAAGGCUCGCUCAGAGUGCUGUGCUUGCUCAAAAAUACAUUGCUGCGUGCUAGACGCCGCUGUGCGACGCCAAACUCACAGAAGUAGCGCGCGCCGCCAAUUUAGCCCGCCGCCGCCAGCAACUAGCUAAAAUGCCGCCGCCGCGCAACGCCAGCACCUACAACGCGCGCCCGCCGACGCGCGAGCGCGAGGAGCUCGCGAAGCGAUGCCUCGAGCGCUCGAAAAACGCUCUACUGGAAUUUCAGAAGAAGAGCGCCGCAUUGGGCGUCGCCGUGGCGCCGAUGACGGCGCCGGACGGGACGACGGUGGCGUACGACCACUUCGAGGGCGUGCGCGUCGCGCCGCCGGUGGAGAACGCCGUCAUCAAGCUCGUGGAGGAGACCGCGCCAGCAAUGCCCGCACCGAAACCGCGGCUGCCGCUCUCGCCGAAGAACACGACCACGACGUCGUCCUGGAAGACGGGGUUCCUCGAAACAAAAAAGACGGACGCGCGCGGCCGCUUCGUCGCGCCGCCGCCCGCGCCACCCCGCUCUACUGUAACGUGGAAGGCGCCGCCGCCGAAGUCUCCGUCCGCGGACGUGGCGGCCCUGCCGACGCCGACGCUCGUCGGCGCGCUCGAGGCGGACCUCGGCGCGCGCCUGGGGACCACGCCACAACCGGAGCCGGCCGCGCGCGCGGCGCCGGCGUUCUCGCCGAUGCCCGUCGCUCCCGUCGUCGAGCCGGAGCCGGAGCCAGUCGUUCCCGCGCCGGAGGCGCCGGACGCCGCGCCGGUGUCGCCCGCGCCCGUCGUCGAGCCGGAGCCGGAGCCGGAGGCCGAGCCGCCCGCCGCUCCCGCGCCGGAGGCGGCGCCUCCGAGCGACGCAGGGGCCACCAAGCCCGAAGCCGAGGAGGAGGAGGACCUUCAGGCCUUCCUCCGCCGGGGCCGGCGCCUGAUCGCCGGGUCCGCCAGCGCCGCGGCCGAGCGCGAAGCACUCCGGGAGCAGGCCGCGGCGGCGGCGGCCGAGCGCGCGGCCCUGAGCGCGCGCCUCGCGGCCGUCGAGGCCAGCGCCGCCGCCGAGCCCGUCGCGGCCCCGGCGCCCGCCGCAAGGACCGCCGCGGAGCUGCUCGCCGAGGCCAUGGCCACGAUCGCGAACGACGAGACGCUAGCGAGCGAACCGAAGGUGCUGCGCGCGGCGACCAAAGCGGCGAAGGUCCUCACGGGCGCGCCGGAGACGCCGCCGCCCCCCGCGCCGCAGCCGGCGCCCGCGAAGCCCGCGAAGACGCCGUGGGUGCCGCCGCCGGCGCGGUCGCGGAGCCGGUCGCCGCCGCGGCCCCGGUCGCCGCGGCCCCGGACCGUGCCCGCGCCGCCGCUCCCCGUGCCGUCCUCUUCGCCGCCGGUGCCGCGCGGCCGCACCGCCGACGACACGUGGCGCCGGACCGCGGCGGCGUGGCGCAAGCGGCUCGCGGCCAUCGAGGCGACGCACAAACGGCUGCGCGCGGGGCCGUUCCCCGAAAUGCGGGAGCGGCCCUUUGUUACUUCUUAA
Messenger RNA from Pelagomonas calceolata, 1626 nucleotides. The record is from the annotation of a GenBank genome assembly. Lineage: Eukaryota; Pelagophyceae; Pelagomonadales; Pelagomonadaceae.